GGUGUUACUCCAGCUGUCAAGGUUUUUUUAGUGUUCUGAUUAUGGUGGAGAGUCAUUUGCCACAAAAACCUAAAGCGGGCAAUGCCGAUGCAAAGAAAGCCGCGAAGCCUGAUUCAAAAACCACAGAUUCCACGAAUGAAGAUGGCGAUAAAAUGGAAGUAGACGUAAACUCGAAAGAAACGUUGGAUUCGUUGUGCGCUGAAGAUAUAAGAGAACAUGCGAAACUAAUCGAGAAAACCAUGAUAACGAAAGAAACUAGGUUUUUGAACAGGGUGAUGAGAUCACUUAUGGCGUUGCGGCCCAAACUGAAUACAGAAGUUUUACAGAAGGCUGUAAAUACCUGUUGCCAAUCAGACUCUCAAGGCAAGAACGAGUUACUCAAUUUGAUAGCAAGCAAAGCGUCGGCUGUGACUGUUGCCACUACUCCUAGCGGAAAACGAGAUAUGAAGUUCUCAUCAGCAGUAAUGAUAGAGAUCCAAGCGUAUCUGAGUCUGCUAAUAACUGUCUACAACUUGGACGCCAAAAACCUACCACAAGCAAGCGUCGCAGCUAAAACAAUGAUAUCAAAAGUUUUGGCAACAAGCAACAGGUCAACUGAUGUUCUGAGCGCCAAGUGUUUCUUCUACUACGCCCGAGUACACGAGGAGUCUGGAGAUCUUAGUGCUAUCAGGGACGAUGCCCAUUCAUACCUGAGGUCGAGCAUCAUUCAUCACAACCAUGAGUCAACUGCUGUUCUCAUAAAUAUUUUGUUAAGAAUCUAUCUUCAACAAAAUCAAUACGAGUUUGCCUGGAAUUUUGUCGAGAAAACUACCUUUCCAGCCGAGGCCUCAAAUAAUGAGGUUGCUCGUUACCUGUAUUAUCUUGGCAGAAUAAAAGCUGUUAAGUUGGAUUAUUCGGCAUCUCAAAAAGAUUUAAUGGAAGCUUUGAGAAAAGCACCUCAGAAGGUUGCCAUAGGAUUCCGCCAACAAGUGCAAAAACUGACAUGUGUGGUGAGCCUGCUGCUCGGUGAGAUCCCCGAGCGCGCAACUUUCAAGAUCCCACAUUUUAAGAAGCCAUUGGAACCUUAUUUGAUGCUGACUCGUGCAGUGAGAACAGGAAAUUUGGAGGAGUUCAAACAGGUGAGCGGAAAGUACAAAGAGAAGUUUAUAAAGGAUGGGACCUUCAUGUUGAUUGGUCGUCUGAGGCACAAUGUGAUUAAAGCAGGAAUCAAGAGGAUAAACGCGUCUUAUUCCUGCAUCUCCCUGGAAGAUAUAGCAUCCAAACUGUGUCUGGACUCCCCGAGUGACGCCUUGUACACAGUUGCUAAGGCAAUCAAAGACAAAGUUAUAGAGGCCAAAAUUGACUACGAACAGAGCUGGAUGCAGUCUCUUGAGAACCCAGAUGUGUACUCUACUCUGGAACCCACCAUGCAAUAUCAGGCCAGGAUAGCCUUCAUGAUGGACAUUCACAAACAGUGCACUCUCGCUCUCAGAUAUCCGCCCAAAUCUUUCGCGCACCAGGGAGAGGAUGCGAAGUCUAGGAGAGAACGUGAGGCGGCAGACCUGGAGGAACUAGCAGAUGAAUUGGAUGAUGAUGACGACGAUGAUGACAGCGAAGACUUGUUUCCCUAAUUGUAGUCAUGCCUAACUAAGUUUUAGAUGGAUAAAUGAUAUGGAAUGCUGGAUAUUAUUGUUGAAGCAUGAUUGAUUUGAAGUUUUAAAUAGCAAAUGAUGGACGGAGCUUGAGUUCAGUUAUUGUUGAGAUUUUAAGAGUGAAUAAUUAUGUAAAAGAGAAAUGUUUAGUUUGACUUUUGACCGAUAAGAUUAUCAUAUUCUGGUGAA
Symsagittifera roscoffensis is the source of this 1820-nucleotide messenger RNA. Its product is annotated as probable 26S proteasome non-ATPase regulatory subunit 3. The transcript has 5 exons. Gene Ontology annotation, biological process: regulation of protein catabolic process; ubiquitin-dependent protein catabolic process. The coding region runs from base 42 to 1610 and encodes 522 amino acids. The record is from RefSeq and is a predicted model, not a curated record. Lineage: Eukaryota; Metazoa; Xenacoelomorpha; Acoela; Convolutidae. Gene Ontology annotation, molecular function: enzyme regulator activity; protein binding. Gene Ontology annotation, cellular component: proteasome complex; proteasome regulatory particle, lid subcomplex.